Molecule: messenger RNA, 1466 nt
Organism: Sorghum bicolor (sorghum)
Lineage: Eukaryota; Viridiplantae; Streptophyta; Magnoliopsida; Poales; Poaceae
Product: desiccation-related protein At2g46140
Exons: 3
Coding region: 190-1146 (318 amino acids)
Biological process (GO): response to desiccation
Cellular component (GO): cytosol
Source: RefSeq, a predicted model, not a curated record
CGCCGAGCUCGCCCACCGACCAACAAGCCCACAAGGCCUAGCCACCACCACCAUCCUCCUCCUCUCCCUCCCCCCACCGCCCGACCAUUCUUCCCGCAGGCACGGGCGCACGCCGCACGCGGUUUCCACUCGCUUCGUCCCCUGCGGAUCCCCCUCAGAGUAACAGUCUAGCAGAGGCGCAGAGCGAGCAUGUCGUCGUCGGCGGAGAACGACCCCACGGUGACCGAGCGCGGCGCCAGCAGCAAGGACAAGCACGAGGACGGCGACAAGGAGCAGGGCGGCGGCGGGUUCAUUGACAAGGUGAAGGACUUCAUCCACGACAUCGGCGAGAAGAUCGAGGAGGCGGUCGGGUUCGGCAAGCCCACGGCCGACGUCUGCGGCAUCCACAUCCCGCACAUCAGCCUUCACCGCGCCGACCUCGUCGUGGACGUGCUCAUCAAGAACCCCAACCCGGUGCCCAUCCCGCUCGUCGACAUCGACUACCUCAUCGACAGCGACGGCCGCAAGCUCGUGUCCGGCCUCAUCCCCGACGCCGGCACCAUCCACGCGCACGGCCAGGAGACCGUCAAGAUCCCCGUCUCGCUCGUCUUCGACGACAUCCGGAGCACUUACAAGGACAUUCAGCCGGGGAGCAUCAUCCCUUACCUCGUCCGCGUCGUGCUCCUCGUCGACGUCCCCAUCAUCGGCCGCAUCAAGAUCCCGAUCCAGAAGGACGGCGAGAUCCCCAUCCCGUACAAGCCCGACGUCGACGUCGAGAAGAUCAAGUUCCACCACUUCUCCUUCGAGGAGACCACCGCCACGCUCCACCUCAAGCUCGAGAACAAGAACGACUUCGACCUCGGCCUCAACCUGCUCGAGUACGAGAUGUGGCUCGGCGACGAUAGCAUCGCCUCCGCUGAGCUCACCCAGACCGCCAAGAUCGAGAAGCAGGGGAUCACCAGGAUGCAGGUGCCCUUCAGCUUCAGGCCUAAGGACUUUGGAUCCGCUGUCUGGGACAUGAUCAGGGGAAGGGGCACGGGGUACACCAUCAAGGGAAAGAUUGAUGUCGACACUCCCUUCGGCAACAUGAAGCUGCCCAUAAGCAAAGAGGGUGGAACCACCUGCAUCAAGAAGGACGAUGACGACGAUGACGACGAUGACAACUGAACUGAGGCAGGACUGGAGCGCUGCUGUUACCUUUCACACAAAAUGCAGCAAAGCAGAGAAGGAUGUGGGGAUCGUCAUCCACCUGAUACCCUUAGUGCUAGUUAAGCUCGUGCCUUAGCUUAUGGUGUCUUGUUGUUUUGCAUCGUCUGAACAUCCUCACUUCGUCAGUGUACGUUGUGGUGCCAUGCGGUUGUCCAGUUUGAGGUUUCCUCUGUGUAGUCUCCUGCGUGAAUUCCUUCUCCAAACUUUGCGGUUGGAACUGAAGAAUAAGAAUAAAAUUCCAUGACCCUCCUGGUUCUUUUGUGGGUCUGGUUGGAAUA